Molecule: messenger RNA, 6216 nt
Organism: Penicillium soppii
Lineage: Eukaryota; Fungi; Ascomycota; Eurotiomycetes; Eurotiales; Aspergillaceae
Exons: 2
Coding region: 1-6216 (2071 amino acids)
Biological process (GO): amino acid activation for nonribosomal peptide biosynthetic process; secondary metabolite biosynthetic process
Cellular component (GO): cytoplasm
Molecular function (GO): catalytic activity; phosphopantetheine binding
Source: RefSeq, a predicted model, not a curated record
AUGGCCGGUGCCUUUCUGUCUACUCAGAACGAGAAACCAAAGAAGCUGACCAGAUUCGUUCAAUUCAAUGUCCCGCUGCUAAGGAAGAGCGAGUUCCAGGGUCACGAGGUCGAUCUGCUGUUGCUUGCUUGGGCACUGUUGCUGUAUCGCUACAGCAAUGGGAACCAUGUUGAGUUUACGUGGGGGAGAAAUGGAACGGGUGCAGACUUCACGUUUGACUUCAGCACGGCGAGUGCGGCAUGGAGCCCCGCCAUUGCAAUUGCCACUGCCUUGGAGAGCGUUGCGGAGUCGCGCGAGCAAGUAAAUGCUAAAAGUCUGGUUGAUCUGCAUGGUGCGAUUGUGUUUUUCAAUGAUGAAUGUGUGCCCCGCGAUCUGUCCAGCAAUGCGCGACCUAUUGACAAAUACCAACAGGGAAAUAUUCAACUCCAGGCGACCAUGUCGGAGGGGAGUUUAUGGCUGCGCCCCUGCUGGCGGGAACCCCUCGGGGCGGAGUACAUUGCGACACACUUUGCGCGCGCAUUUGUCGAAAUCCUAAACAAGACCUUGUCUAAGCUUUCUUCUCCCCUCUCGACUAUUUUCGAGCUGAGCGACACUGAUCGAUCCGAGAUCUGGCGUUGGAACAAAGAUCUACCCCUAUCAGCGGACAUUUGCAUACAAGAAUUAAUAUCGGAGCAAGUCCGGCGACAGCCAACUGCUCAAGCUAUCUGUUCUUGGGAUGGAGAGCUUUCAUACGAGGAGGUUGAAAAAUACUCUACACUGAUCGCACGCUAUCUGGUCAGUCUCGGCGUCAAAAUUGGCCAGAUCGUCCCACUAUGCUUUGAGAAAUCAAGAUGGACUAUCGUUGGUGUUUUGGGUGUUAUUAAAGCUGGAGGUGCCAUUGUUCUAAUGGACCCGAGUCAACCGCUUGAAAGACGUCAGACGAUCGCCGAGCAGGUCAAUGCGACGUUAAUCGUGACUUCAGCGGCACACGCUCCAUUUGGCGAAAAGAUCGCACCCGGUGCUCAGACCGUGGUCGUCGCGCAGGAUGAACUGGAUGACCUGUCUCAAAUGGCUAAUACUCAAGAUAAUCUCCCAGCCGUGCCUACCGACUCAAUGCUCUACCUUAUUUUCACAUCGGGCAGCACUGGCAAGCCAAAGGGUGUCAUUAUCAAUCAUGCCACCUACACCACCAGUGCGAUUGCACGAAGUGCCGCAGUCGGAUACACGGAUGUAUCGCGGGUCCUCGAUUUUGCGUCCUAUGCUUUCGACGUCAGCGUCGACAGCAUGCUCUGCACCAUGCUCCGUGGAGGAUGUCUAUGCAUUCCCUCAGAUGAAGACCGCUUAAACGAUUUAAGUGGUGUGAUCCGCAGGAUGGGUGUCACCAUGUCAAACAUGACACCCUCCGUCGCGCGCAUUCUGGACCCUGACAUUAUUCCCUCAUUGCACAGUCUCGGUCUCGGCGGCGAGUCGUGUUCUGUGGGCGAUGUCUCGGAGUGGGGAAAGCUUACUAGAAUUGUGGUCGGGUACGGUCCGUCGGAAUGUACCGUUGGAUGUACGAUUAAUUCCAGCGCGGCGGGCAAGCCAUAUGUCAGUAUCGGCCCUGGUAAUGGUGGUGUUAUCUGGCUUGUUGAUCCAGAUGAUCACAAUAAACUCACGCCGAUUGGAGGCGUGGGAGAGUUACUCGUCGAGGGACCUAUUGUUGGUCAGGGCUAUCUAGGAGAUCCUCAGAAAACAGCAGAAUCAUUCAUCGAAGACCCGACCUGGCUUUUGGCAGGAUGUGAGGAAGUCCCAGGACGCAGGGGGCGUUUGUACAAAACCGGUGAUUUAGUCCGGUAUGACCCAGACGGAGAAUGCGGAUUCGUCUUCGUUGGUCGUAAGGAUACGCAAGUGAAAUUGCGCGGUCAACGCGUCGAGCUUGGUGAGAUUGAAUACCAUGUCAGAAGAUUGCUUCCGCCAGGAACAGAUGUGGCGGUUGAGGUCAUUGCUCCACCAGGUCGGAGCAAGGAAUCAAUGCUACUGGCGUUUGUCGCAGAUCCGAAUGCUGAGAAGCAGGAUAGCGGCGAAGACAAUUGUAUCCAGCAAGUGCAGUUCUCUGCCGGGAUUCAGGAGAAAUUGGCGGAUCUUGACGAGGAGAUGGGAAAAGUACUUCCUGUCUACAUGGUUCCGUCUCUGUACAUUGGAAUCGAUCGCAUGCCUAUGCUUGUAUCUGGAAAGACAGAUCGUAAGACUCUGCGCUCUUUUGGGUCCCAAUUAACUCUUCUUUCUUCUCCUGAUACGUCCAAUGACGACUUGCAAAAGCCUAGCUCUGAUGCAGAAGUUUGCUUGCAUGACACAUGGCGUCGUCUACUCAGCUUGACCUCUGAGCGAGUCAGUACUACUCAUAAUUUCUUCAUCCUUGGUGGCGAUUCCGUUCUUGCCAUGAAGCUUGUACCAGCAGUGCGGGAGCAGGGCUUCGUAUUAACGGUCGCAGACAUCUUCGACUCUCCUGUACUAGCUGAUAUGGCAAAGUCGAUGCGAAAGGCAGAGACAAACUCGCAGGUCGAGGUGCCGGCUUUCUCUUUGAUUGACCCAGACUGGAUCGUCGAUGCUGCUUGCGCAGAAGCCGCAGAGAAAUGCGCCGUGGAAAAUACGUACAUUGAAGAUAUUUACCCAUGUACCCCAUUGCAAGAAAUUCUGAUGGCUUUCUCAGCUCGUUCGGCUAAAAGUUAUGUGGCGCAGCGAGUUGCAGAGGUUCCUAGCAUGGAAAUAGCAGAGAGGUUGAAAGCGGCAUGGUGUGCUGUCAUUCAAGAAAGUGAUAUUCUUCGAACUCGCGUUGUUGAGUUCAAAGAGCAUGGCUUCAUGCAAGUUGUCACUAGCCAGGUUCCAGUAUGGCAGUCCAGCAGCAUCGGGUUGGACACAUUCUUGGAGCAAGACAAGUCAGUUCCGAUGUCUGUUAAUAUGCCUUUGAGUCGUUAUACCAUCGUCCAAGACGAGUCUCUUGAGAAGGUCUAUUUCGUCUGGACUGUUCACCAUGCAAUCUAUGAUGGCUGGUCAACAGAUCUGAUCGUCGAACAUGCAAAUAAUGCAUACAAAGGUCUCCCAACUUCCCAGCCAGCGGAAUUCAAGCAUUUCAUCAAUUACCUGACUGAUCCCGCUAGAGAGUCCUCCAAAGACUACUGGCGUGUGCAGCUCCAAGGUGCCACUGGACCCCAAUUUCCCUCCCUUCCUUCACGGAUGUACAUCCCCGAGCCCAAUGCAGUGGCAGACAGGUUCGUCCCAGUGAACCCCAUUAAACGAACAAACAUUACCACUGCAACCCUCAUCCGAGCAGCCUGGGCUUUGGUAGCUGCUCAAUACACCAUGAGCGACGACGUGGUGUUCGGGGAAACCUUUGCCGGGCGCACUCUUCCAAUUCCAGGCGUUGAGCAAAUCGAAGGCCCAAUGAUUGCAACAGUCCCGGUUAGAAUCCGGGUUGAUCGAUCUAGCCCAGUUCAGGAAUUCUUGCAAGCAAUCCAAGAACAUGGUCUUGUGAGAUCCUCCCACGAACACCUGGGUAUGCAGAAUAUUCGCCGAGUCAGCGCCGACGCUCAGCUUGCCUGUGAAGUAAAAAUGGGACUCGUUAUCCAGCCCCGACAGCCAGAGAUAUCGAUUCAGUCCGAUGAUGAGCUCCCGCCAUUCCGUGUUGAGGAUGCAGCGCACGAGGCCCUCCGCUUCAACUCCUACCCACUUAUGCUGGCAUGUUCCUUGCACCCAGACGGCUUCCACGUUACAGCGAGCUUUGACUCGAAUCUCAUCAGUGAGCCGCAGAUGAGACGUGUCCUGGUGCAGCUCGAGUACGCCGUUGGCCAGCUGUGUACUCAAGCUUCAAAGCAGCUUUGCGAUCUUGCUGGUUUGAAUAAAACAGAGCUGGUUGAAAUCUGGCAAUUGAAUAAAGAUGUGCCCUCGGACUCAGGGACUGCUGCCAAGGUCCGUGGGGAACCCAAAGCACUGGCCGUCGGAGAUAAAUACUCUACGACAUUUGUUCCUUGGAUCGUGCAUCCCUCCGAUUACAAUUUGCUAGUGCCUAUCGGCACUACGGGUGAGCUUUUGCUGGAGGGUGUUGAUGAAGCUUGCCUCGAUACACCGCAGUGGCUUACCGAGGGUGUGGAUGACAUUCCUGGUCGGCACGGAAAGGUUUAUCAGACUGGUGAUCUCGUCAAGUAUGCAGAUGACAAAACUCUCAUUUUUAUGGGUCGAAAAGAGAGCCUGCGAAAAGUAGACGGUCAUGUUAUGGACCUUACUACGAUUGAUGUGCAGCUUCGCGAGGCGCUUCCAGUAGGCACUGAUGUGACCACUCAAUUGAUUGUGCCGAAGGGAGAAGGUAGCCAGUCUCCGACGUUGGUUGCCUUUGUGAGCGAGACUCCCUCAACGGAGGGCCGAGCUGUUGAUCUGGGGGUUAAAUCGCCAUCUGCAGAAUUCCCACUGUCAACUGUUCUAUCUACGGAAAUUGUUGAGUCAAUUGCUGGUCUUAACAAGGUGUUGUCUGAUAUGCUCCCGCCGUAUAUGAUUCCUUCUGUCUAUAUACCCAUGGUGAAACUAUCGUAUCUUGGUGAUCAAAUUGAUGUGGAUUCUAUCAAAUCAAUGACCGAACAUGUUACUCAAGACCUGUUAUUGCAGCUACGAACCACUUUUGUGGAUCUGCGAUCAGGACGACGGGAUGUAUCCCAUAUGACCAAAAAGGAGCGAACACUGCGUUCGUUAUGGGCAAAAUCUCUGGCCAUGGAAGAAGAGAAGCUAUCUCUGGAUGAUAAUUUCUUCCGCCUUGGUGGAGACUCAAUCAUGGCCAUGAAGCUGGUCUCUGCUUUGCGCCUGGCUGGUUAUCACUUGUCUGUGACAGAUAUCUUCCGGAAUAUGCAGCUACGAAGGAUGGCUGAUGCUCUGGAAGAAAUGUCGACGGACGAAAAACGGCCAUCCAAGAUCUAUGCUCCUUUCUCAUUGCUGAACGAGUUGAAUAUACAGACUCUCUAUGUCGAGAAUAUUCGGCCGUUAUUGGCUAAUACCAACUGGACAAUUCAGGAUGUUUUGCCGGUUACUGAGCCACAGGAGCGUGACGUUCAAGCUACUGUUUCUGCGCCUCGCAGUGCUGUUCAAUACAACAUGCUGUACCUGAAGAAGGAGAUUGAUCUAGAGAGGCUCGUCAGCUCCUUCAACAGUCUUGUCUCGUUGCACCCGAUUCUACGGACAGUCUUUGUUCAAAAAUCCGAUCAAGUGCUGCAAGUCGUGCUGGAAAGCCUUUUUGUAUCUGCUUCCGAGCACAAGACCGAUGAACCCAUGGAAUGGUACUGCAAGAGUCUUGCCAAGAAGGACAUCGAGAUUGACUCAUUCUUUGGGUACGGACAAUCUUCCCUGGGUCUGUUCUCAAUCCAAGGACCCGAAGAAAACGGCCUGAUGAUCCGCAUCUCGCACGCCCAAUACGACGGAAUAUCCUUCCCAGAACUCCUCCGCCAGCUCGAUCUCCAAUAUCAAGGCAAAGAAAUUGCCCCGUCGCCUCCAUUCUCAAACUUCAUCCAAUAUCAAUCGGACGCCAGGCUCGAGAACAUAGCCUACUGGCGCGACAUGCUCCAAGGCUCCAGACUGACAACACUCCCCGAGCCUGAGCCGUCCACAAAAACAACAUUCAUUAAAAAGACAGUUGACAUGUCCACCCGCUCCCCAGAUGCAACAAUGGCCACUCUCCUCACAGCCAGCUGGGCACGCGUCCUUUCCCAACACCUCAACGUGCAAGAUAUCACCUUCGGAGGUGUGGUAUCAGGGCGCACCAUUGAUGUGCCUGGCAUUGACAAAAUAAUGGGCCCAACAUACCAAUAUAUGCCACUGCGCAUCAAAUGUGAGUCUGGAAUGAGGGUGAAGACACUUCUCGACACCAUCCGCGACCAAUAUCUUGAAGGUAGUCGACAUGCCACGCUUGGAUUCCAGGAAAUCUCCGAUAAAUGCACGAGCUGGUCGCCUCUGGUGUCUUUCUUUUCUUCAAUUGUUCAUCACCAUGAUACCGAGUAUUUCGAUGAUAUGCCAUUUGCGGGAUCGGAGGUGCGCGUGGAUUAUACGAAUCCGCACCCCGAGCCGGCCACCCCUACCCGUGUUGUUUCUUAUACUGAGGGUGGAGAGACCUUUGUGGGUAUUGAAGCUGAUAAGGAGAGAUUGCAAUUCUGGGAGGAGAGGUUGGAGGAAUUGGCGGUUGCUAUUGAGGGGCUCGUGAAGGAGCCAGAAGCUACUAUCUGA